Messenger RNA from Mugil cephalus (flathead mullet), 4164 nucleotides. RefSeq names its product NDRG family member 2 (gene ndrg2). Gene Ontology annotation, biological process: signal transduction. Gene Ontology annotation, cellular component: cytoplasm. The coding region runs from base 432 to 1538 and encodes 368 amino acids. NCBI's taxonomy places the organism in Eukaryota, Metazoa, Chordata, Actinopteri, Mugiliformes, Mugilidae. The record is from RefSeq and is a predicted model, not a curated record. The transcript has 16 exons.
AGACUAUAAGCGGCACCCGGUCUAAAGUUGUCACCACAUCUAUCAAAUAUCACCCCGCGCGUACUGCAAUUGAAAUUAAUAAACGUACUCAUCCAUUCUUGAUUUAUUUGCACAUAAGUUCUCAGCGCCCCUAAAAACUCCACGGCACCAUUUUGCCUUUUGAUUGACCGCUACAUUUUUUUUUUCUGUGCUGAAUUUUCCUCCUGCUGUAAGAAGAAGAAGGGGGAAAAACAACAGUGAAAGGACGCGGAGAGGAAGAAGACACAGCGGAAAAAUAAAGGAGGUGGAGGAAAAGUGAAUUAACAGGAGAUUGACUGGAAAGCUGGAGGGACAGGUUGGACAAAAAGACCUAAAAGAAAUUGCGCAAGUGGAGAACGAGACUUGCCAUAUUUUUUGUUUAUCGUCUGCUGAAUAGAAGGAGGUGAAGCACCAUGACGACGGAAAUGCAGGAGAUCGCCAUCACGGAGGAGAAGCCCCUGCUCACGGGUCAGGCUGAUUCCACCAAGGAUGCUGAACUGGCUGCUAGGAUACUCCUGGACCAAGGACAGGAGCACAGCGUGGAGACCCCCCACGGCGUCCUGCACGUGACCCUCCACGGGACACGGACCACCCGCAGGCCCGCCAUCCUCACCUUCCACGACGUGGGUCUGGACAGUAAGAGCUGCUUCUCCAGCCUCUUUAAGUUCGAGGAGAUGCAGGAGAUCGUCAAGAACUUCACCCUGAUUCACGUUGACGCUCCGGGACAGGAGGAGGGGGCUGCUGCCUACCCCACAGGUUACCAGUAUCCCUCCAUGGAGACCAUCGCAGAGAUGAUCCCCGCCGUCCUGCAGUUUUUCAACUUCCGCACCGUAAUCGGAGUGGGCGUGGGAGCGGGAGCGUACAUCCUCUCCAAGUUCACGCUCGCUAACCCUGAUUCAGUGGAAGGUCUGGUUUUGAUCAACAUCGACACUAAUGCUCGGGGAUGGAUAGACUGGGCCGCUCAGAAGCUCAGCUCGGUGACAUCCUCCCUCACAGAGCAGAUCCUGACCCAUCUUUUCAGCCAGGAGGAGCUGUCGGCAAACACAGACCUGGUGCAGUCUCACAGAGAGCGGAUCUCUAAAGCCCCUAACGUGGUCAACAUAGAGCUCCUCUGGAAGACGUACAACAGUCGUAGAGACUUGAACCUUGACCGCAAUUACACCUUCAAGUGUCCAGUAAUGUUAGUGGUGGGUGAUCAAGCUCCGUAUGAGGACGCUGCCGUGGAGUGCAACAGCAAACUAGACCCAACAACAACCUCAUUCUUAAAGAUGGCUGAUGCUGGUGGUCUCCCUCAGCUGACUCAGCCUGCUAAACUGACCGAGGCUUUCAAGUAUUUCAUCCAGGGCAUGGGCUACAUGGCUUCGUCUUGCAUGACCCGCCUCUCCCGCUCCCGCACCACCUCCCUCUCCUCCUCCUACUCCAUGGACGGGACCCGCUCUCGCUCCCGCACCCUGUCCCAGGGCUCGCAGGGUGGACAGAUGCCGCCCAGCCCCUCCCAAACUAUGGAGGUGUCCUGUUGAAGAAAACAAAACGAUGCAGAGCGAGAGAGAGAGAGAAAGAGAGAGAGAGAGAGAGGGAAAGAGAGGAGGUGCGCAAGCAAAGGAAAGGGAAAGAUGAGGCAUAACGAUAAUGCAGGAACAAGACGAAUGGGUUACUUAUUUGUCAGUAAACAACUCCCAUCAUUCCCCACAAGAGCAGAUUAGGAAUCGAGACAGAGAGAGGGAGGGGAGGGGGCAGGGAAAUGAUUUCAACGGAGGAUAGCGACGUAUCCUCCGUGUUUUGCACCACAUUCGAGUCCAGUCCUUCUCCUCACACCCGCCUUCCAGCUGAAAGUAGAUUGGGCUGUUCUAAAAUGAAGACAAAAAGGCAACCUGUCCUUUCUCCCUCCCUCUAUUGGAGACUCUGUCCGCCAGUAGAGCCCUUUAAUUUAGAGCGCGGCCCUUAGGAGCCACGCACCUCGCGUUAACCAUUAGUAAGAAUUCUGAAAACAGUAUUGUUGUGGAUGAUUAUUAUGUUGUUGAUGAUGACAUUGAAGCUAACGACGAAUAGACGAAAAAAAGCACUAACACUUUUGUCUUUGUUACACACGAAUUUAAAAAUAGAUUAAAAUAAUGAAAAAAAAAAGAACAUACUAUAGCAGAGAUACUUACAGCGAUGUGUGUCUUUUAAAGCUAGUUUUCAUUGUGUUAUUUUCGUUAACCUGCCUGGUUGAGGGGCUGAAGCUGCCGAUUGGCUGACCCGAAACAGCCAGUGAGAGCCAUGAUACUUCCUCCUUGAUGUUGCCAGGUUGUUUAUGUCUUCCAUUUGCCCCGUCUAUAAGUGACUGUUUUUUUGUUUUGUUUUGUCAUUGGAUUUGAGGAGAUGGUUUGGAAGCUUUUUAUUUUUUAUUUUUUCUUUUUUUUUUUUUUUGGAACUGUUUGGAAGUUGCAUGCGUGGCAUCAGUCCAUGUUAAUAUUGACUGGAUAAUAUUUUUCUUUUAUAUUGUGAAAAUGAGUUGCGUGGAUUUGUGUGUGUGUGUGUGCGUGUGUGUGUGUGAUGGUCUGAAGGUAAGCAUAGGUGAGACUGAGGGUGUUUAUGCGCUUCAGCUAGCUAGCACCCUUUUGUUAAUGCUAGUCGCGCAUUAAAUAGUGCUUCCAAUAUUGCUGGCAGGCUCGCACUGCGUGUCUUAAUAUCUACGCUUGUGUCCUACUCACCGGUAGCAUGCCGGCGUGGAUGUUGCAUGCCAGUGUUGGGCGCGGCCAGAAGGGAUCACUGUGUUUAUCAUCUGGGUUGUAAUCUCUUAGCCUUGCCCGUGCAUGGAUACCUCCUAACAAACCCAGCUAGCAUACUUGAGUUUAUGUGCGCUGUGAGGCAAGACGAACCCCUCUCCACCGACAAGAGGCUUUAUCCGAGCGACAUGGGACGUCAAGAGAGUCGUGUCUGCAUGAUAUGUGUGUGUGAGGAAGUCAGUCAGGUGUAUGGAAGUGUACUGGGAGCACACAGAAAGGCCGGGGUCCUUUUAAUAAUCAGUCCUGAGAUCAACAAAACCCCCUGUGACUUAUCGACGACAAUGAACCAGCCCCUACACUGCCACCACACGUGAAAAAAGGGAGUUUGCCUUUUUUUGUGUCGGUUAACUUGGAAGCCACCAUUUGCAGCCAAUAAGCUUAAACAUACUGCCAAAACUAAGACCCCCGAUUAAACAUGGGGGGCCCAAAUUCAUAGCAUCUCAAUCGAAACUGAUUCGAACUCAAAGCUUACCACUGCCCCGUGAUGUGUAGCCUUCGACGUUUUUUUAAAGGACCCACAUUUUAACCCAGUCCAAUAUCAGGAGCAAGGCCUCUGAGCAUUUGGGAUCUUUUUUAUAUUAAAUAAGCAUAAGGUACACCUGUUUCUUUCACAUGCUAUCUAGUGCUGCUUUCCCAAACCUGUUUGUAGGUGUGGAGAUGAUUUUGAUGAGAGUGAUGGGAAAGUUAUUGGAGGGUUUCAGAACUGAGCGUGGAGACAACACCCAUGGCAAUCGGUUUCAUCAGAGCACAAUGCACAAACCGCUUUUUGAACUGUUGCACUUCAUGCAGCAAACGCUUAAAUCCUAAUGAUAACAAAAUGCUUUGUGAUGCAAACUGUCAGGAUGCCACUUGGUUUGCUGUCCAGACGUCUGAUGAGUGGAAUGUAAAUGUUUGGCUCACCCUAGGCUGAAUUUAAAUGACCGGGCAUGGGAGCGUCUACUAAAAAAAAACAGGUGAACCCUAACGAAAUAAAAGAAGGAAUUACCAAAUAAGGAAAAUGUAACGGUACUUCUUUCCAGAGAGCUGAGCAGGGAUGUGUGAUUGUAAAUGCUUGUCCAUUCGUUAGUCUCUUAAUUUUUACUUUGAUCAUAUUUUUCUUCCCCCUUCGAUGAUCUUUUCUUUCGUUUUUAUUUUUCGUUUUAUCAAUGUGAAGUGUUAGUUUACCGUCCCGAUGUGCUCACGAGUUAGUUAACCGUGUGAUAGUUCUUGUGUAACUUUUUUAGCAUUAGCGCUUAUAAGGGAGAAUAAUAUAAAUAACAAUAAAAAAAGAGUUAAAGAGAAUACAAUCAAAUUUACUUGUGUGGCUAAUUUCUCUGUGUAACACAAUGAACAUCCUAAAAAUAAGCAAACUUCGAUAUUAAUAAAAGCUUAAGAGUAA